Messenger RNA from Bufo bufo (common toad), 2556 nucleotides. RefSeq names its product SPRY domain containing 7 (gene SPRYD7). Gene Ontology annotation, molecular function: protein binding. The record is from RefSeq and is a predicted model, not a curated record. The coding region runs from base 52 to 639 and encodes 195 amino acids. The transcript has 5 exons. NCBI's taxonomy places the organism in Eukaryota, Metazoa, Chordata, Amphibia, Anura, Bufonidae.
UCGCCUAUCUCCUGGCCGCCAGUUCGCUGGCUGCUCUCCUCUGUGCUCGCUAUGUCGUUUCUGUGCUGCUGCUUCAGGUGCUGCGGGGAUGACGGCUCUGGACACAUUCCGCUGAAGGAGAUGCCGGCCGUACAGCUGGAUACUCAGCACAUGGGAACCGAUGUAGUGAUUGUUAAGAAUGGCAGAAGAAUCUGUGGCAGCGGGGCAUGUCUCGCUAACGCGCCGCUCCACCAGAACAAGAGCUACUUUGAAUUUAAAGUGCAAUCUACAGGUGUGUGGGGCAUUGGAGUCGCAACUCAAAAAGCAAAUUUAAAUCAGAUCCCAUUAGGUCGAGAUUUGCACAGCCUGGUGAUAAGGAAUGAUGGAGCCAUUUAUUACAACAAUGAGGAGAAGAACAGGCUGCCAGCAAAUGGCCUUCCACAAGAGGGCGACGUAGUGGGGAUCACGUACGAUCACGUAGAAUUAAAUGUUUACUUGAAUGGAAAGAAUAUGCAUUGUCCUGCAUCUGGUAUCAGAGGGACCGUCUAUCCUGUUGUGUAUGUGGAUGACAGUGCGAUCCUGGACUGUCAGUUCAGCGAGUUCUACCACACCCCUCCUCCUGGCUUUGAGAAGAUCUUAUUUGAGCAGCAAAUUUUCUAAGGACUGAACCCCUACAGCUUCUCCAAAGCUUUUGUCUCCUGUUCAAAGCUGCACGACGCAUACAGAAAAUGUGCUUUGUAUUUAUAUCACUUGGUGCAGACCUUUUGGCUCGUGUGUGUGUGUGUGUGUAAGUAUUCUCGGACGUCUCGCCCACCUUCAAGGACCACGGCCUGAAAAUCCCGACCUGAUAUUUUUGUGAUGUAUAAAGAGGUUUGUCACUGUAAAUAUAAUCUGUCUGCCAGUAACUUUAGUGAAUCUCUCUCCACUGGUUCAGUAUUCAGUAAGAUCACUUCUGCCACAUCCACGUUGUCCGAUACCGGUGCGGUUCUCAGAAUGGCCGUGCAGGUUUAUUUCACCGUGGCAGAUUUAACUGGAGGGAAAUGUGGCUGACUUUGCUGCUUCUCUUUUGGUCCCAGAGUGCCUUAUGACUUUGUGCUCGUGUCUGACCCAGCUUUGUGUCAUUCAUAUUACACGGGAAUUGCUCAGAUGAAUUUCGCGCACAGUUGGCCAGUUAGUGAUUUGUCUGCCAUGUUCAGCUCUGAUCUUCUUACCACAUGAGGCACACUGGGAUUCAUCCGACUCUCAGAUUUUAUUUCUACUGGUUUAUUUUGAUGGUAACACUAAUGCAAGCCUGCGUUCCUGUAGCACUAACAGAGGGAUGACUUGGAUGGCGUAUUGUGAUAAAUGGUUAAAGGGGCUGUCCGACCCCAAGCUAAAAUGAAUUAAACAGGUUGCUCACCUGCAGAGACCUUUCAGGCAGACCCCCCAUCUCCUUCACUCCCCCAUCUCCAGUCUCCCCGUGUCAACAUCUGGUUUCACAUGACUGUCUGCAAUGGUGACUUGUCCCCCUGCAUCAUGUCACUGGGACACGUGACUCCAUGAGGGACAUGUCACAACUGCAGCCAGUCAUUAGCUGCAGCAGCCACACGACCCUGUGGAACUGGAUGUUGGCACAUGGAGAGUGGUGACGGGGGAGUAAAGCAACUGGAACCCAGCAGCAGAAGCAGGGAUGUAUGAUUCCCUCUGCAGGUCCAGCCACGGUGGGGGGGAAGGUCUGUCUGAAAGGCCCCCAGGGGUUUGAAUGUAUUUAACAUAAAAAAAAGACUACUGACCAGUUCACAGGUGCUCUGUUCCACCCAUCCCUGCUGCUUCUGGACCCGCGGACAGGACCUCAAAAGUGUGUCAUCCUGUCGGCCAUCACAUGCAUUACUGCCGCCAUUCUCUGGCCUCAGUGGUGACAUGUUCCCAAGCGGCACAUGACAGUUGGUAAUACCCCUUUUAAGUUUUAUUUUCAGCCCUCUGAAUUGGUUCAGGCUGACAAUGUGGCCCCCAUCCAAAAAAGGUUGUGCACCACUGGUCUACAGAGUUUUCCGGAGGCUGAUGAUGUUUUUGUCUUGCUAAAUCCAAGCGUCCACAAUAUACAAAGUCAGCAGCGGACAGAGGCUGCCAGCUCCCGAUGUACCAGACAUAUUGCCUGCAGAGACUGCUGUACAGGUUCUGUUCACAUAGCUAUGCAGUUUCCCUGAGGCUUAAAGAGGAUGUACAACUUUACAAAUUUUUUAUUUUUUUUUUAAAUACCCCCUUCCCCACCCUGCAAGAUUUUUGUGGGAAGCUUAUUUACCUGCUCCUCAAUGCUCUGUUCCGGCUCUAUGGAUCCACUGAUGCCUUCACUGCACAUUGGUCAUAGACAGGGACAUGUGCACUGAGGAAGCCAAGUACUGGCUGCAGCAGUGAUGUGCCACUUGGGGCACAUAUCACUGGUGAGGCCUCUUAUUGGCUGCAGCACCGCACGUGUCCCUGUCCAUGCCAGCAGUUUACAUGCGGGGAUAGAAGCCUAGUGAAGACAGCGGUAGACCCACAAAGCAGGUAAGUAUGUUUCCCUUGACAAGUCCCGCUGGGUGGGAGGGGGUAUUUAAA